AAAAAAAUAUCGGCAACCGAAGAGGGGGGCGAAUUGGGUCAUAACUCAUAACAGGUUAUACAGGGCGCCUGCCUAUUCAAUUACAUUGCAACGAAGAGCAUGAGCAACGAUAAACAGUUCGAAUUGUGCGUAGUUUGCAAGCUGAAUCAUAAUCAAGGCCGCCGCCAUAAUUUCCUCCCUAACCACAAAAAAUCGCUUGCCGCAGCUCUCUCCCGCUUCCAAUCGAAGCUUUCCGAUAUUCGAUUCUUCAUCAAAAACCCUAUCCCUCUCCGCCCUGAGCAUGCCUCGCUCAAUCGCCUUUGGUGUGUCUUCUGCGAGUGUGAUAUUCUUGAACUCGACAGCUUCUUCGCUAGCGACAAUGCAAUUAGGCAUUUGGCUAGUGCGGAUCAUAUGAAGAAAGUGAAAGGAUUUUUGUGGAAAUAUGGUGGUGGAAUGGACAAGGUUGAUAACUUGAGGAUGACUGAGGCUGACUUUGCCAAGUGGGAGAAGAAGUGCAAUCUAUUGAAGAAGGGAGCUCUUGAUGGAGGAUCUCGUGCAACAUUAAUUGGACCCUCGAAUGAUAUCCAAAAUAAAAUGAACUCUGACUAUCUAAAUUGUUUUGACAAAGAUAAUAUUCAUGCUCUUAACGCUGAUGUUUCAAAUAGUGUUGUACCUUUACGAAAUUAUACGAAUGAGAGAUUUCAGAUAUCUGAAAACGAAAUGCGUAGUGUUACAAAUGGCCCUAAUUUGCCUGGUACGUGCAUGGGCGGAAAGUUCGGUGAAGAUGCUUGUUCCUCCAAUGGCGUGACAAAUGGCCAAAAUUGCUCGAGGUUUCGUGCCGCAACAACUUCUCACCAAUGUCUUCAUGGUGGUUCUGUAACCCCGGAUGGGAGAAUGAUGAAGGGAAAGAAAAGUUCUCUGGGUCCUCCAAACAUUACACAGAUAUCUUUAACAUUUCAAGAAGAUUCCCUUGGCAAUGUUCAUUCUGGAGCACCUCCCCCAUGGUUCAAUGAGACUGAGAAAAGUCAGUUAGAUUUUAUAUCAAAUCUUGGAGGGAGUGACCUUCCCCCUCCCAAUAAGAAGAAGUCGAAAUUAAACCCGAAUCGGGUUGGUGCUGCUUGGGCAGAGAGAAGAAAAGCUGAGAUGGAGUUGGAGAGUAAAGGGGAGCUUGUGACUAACAAUUACGAUGUGAAUUGGCUCCCCAAUUUUGGCAGAGUUUGGCAAUCAGGUACUAGGAAGGAAUCCAGAAAAGAAUUUCAGGUGGAGAAUAACAAAUCUGCUAAGGUUGAAAGCCAGUCCCAGAGUAUGGUGCAGUUACAGCCUUAUAUCAGCAAGCGAAAGCGCAAAGAUCCUGUUGACAAUGUGCUUGGCUGACGUAACAACCUCCGUACAGUGACCAAAUUUUAGAAAUGCAUGUGUACAUUCUUCUUGAUUUGCUCUCCCUAGCCAAACUGUCAUAUUUGUUACUUUUUAGGUUUCCCCUUUGGUAUGGGUGGGACAACUAGAUUGUGGUAAGCAUCCAUGUUCAAGUUACUAGAAACUGUAAAUUGUUUGUUAUGUUAAUAUAGCUAAGGAGGUCUUGGUUCUUUUUGUAGUGGUUAUGCAAAAAAGGUUGGGCACAGGUUGCCUAUGCACAUUCUGUUUCUUGUAGUAGUGCCUUUAAUAGGCUAAAAACUCCACUUUUAUUCAUAUUUGCUUGAAGUUUUUUUUUUUAUUA
Nicotiana tabacum (common tobacco) is the source of this 1696-nucleotide messenger RNA. RefSeq names its product TITAN-like protein. Lineage: Eukaryota; Viridiplantae; Streptophyta; Magnoliopsida; Solanales; Solanaceae. The record is from RefSeq and is a predicted model, not a curated record.